Messenger RNA from Closterium sp. NIES-67, 1867 nucleotides. The record is from the annotation of a GenBank genome assembly. Lineage: Eukaryota; Viridiplantae; Streptophyta; Zygnematophyceae; Desmidiales; Closteriaceae.
ACAACGCAUGAUGGAGACACUCGCACGAUUCGAGAAGGACGUAAAACGGACCGACACCGGGUUCCUGGCGAUAGCAACAGAGGUGGAAAAUGACGGAGAGAAAGCCUCGGAAACUCCAGAAAAAAUCAAGGAAUUACUGAAGGAGUUCCAAGACAUUCUUCCUGACGAUCUUCCGAACGAGCUACCGCCAUACCGAACGCAUCAACACGAGAUCGUGGAGGAACCGGGUUCGAAGCCGACCUUCCGAGCACCAUACCGGCUCAGCCCUACGGAGCUGACUGACAUGAAAAAACAGAUCGAGUAUCUCCUAGCCAAAGGACUCAUCCGGCCAUCCACUUCGCCAUACGGUGCCCCAGUACUCUUCACCCCGAAACCGGACGGAAGCCUGCGCAUGUGCAUCGACUACCGAGCUCUUAACAAGCAGACCAUCAAGAAUAAAUAUCCGAUACCGCGAAUCGAUGACCUGCUUGACCAGCUUCGGGGAGCUACGGUAUUUUCCAAACUGGAUCUGCGGUCCGGAUACUGGCAGAUACGGAUGGCGGACAACUCUAUCCACAAAACUGCUUUUCGAAGUCGGUACGGAUCGUACGAGUAUUUGGUAAUGCCGUUCGGACUCACCAACGCGCCGGCAACAUUCCAAGCCGAAAUGAACCACAUUCUACGACCAAUGCUGGAUGAAUGCGUGGUAGUGUACCUGGACGACAUCCUCAUCUACUCGCGCGACAUGAAGCAGCACGUCGAACACCUGCGACGCGUCUUCGAAAUUCUUCGACGGGAACGUUUUUACGUCAAACUGUCCAAGAGCGAAUUCGCCCUUGAAAAGGUCCAAUUCCUAGGACACAUGGUGAGCGCUCGAGGAGUUCACGUCGACCCCAAGAAAAUCGAGGCCGUACGCACGUGGAAAACGCCAGAGAACGUGAAGGAGUUGCAGCAGUUCCUAGGCUUCGCUAAUUACUACAACAGAUUCGUGCCACAGUAUGCGAAAAUCGCAGCACCACUCACGAAUCUGCUGAAGAAGAACACGCCCUACAAAUGGGAGACGAAGCAGGCGGCAGGUCCGGGACUCUUUGCAAACGGGUACGCCAUCGACCCCGAAAUUCCCUUGGCAGAAAAGCGACAUCUGCUACAGUGGGACAGUGACAUCGCGUACCGGAAGGGAUCAACAAAAAUCUGGGUACCCAAUUACCCUCCUUUGCGCCAGUUACUACUCGAAGAAUACCACGAUGUCCUGUACGCCGGACACUUCGGUAGCAACAAGACGCUCACCAGUAUCGCCAAACACUACUACUGGCCCCAGAUGGCAGACGACGUCCAGAAAUUCGUCACCUCGUGUGAUACAUGUCAGCGGAUGAAGAGCAGCAAGCAGAAAAAGGCGGGACUACUGCAGCCUCUUCCUGUCCCAGAACAGCCAUGGCAAGUGGUUAGCCUAGACUUCAUCACCGGGUUACCACCUACCUCCAGCGGUCAUGACGCCAUCCUUGUCGUCAUUGACAAGUUCUCCAAAAUGGGACACUUCAUCCCGACACACACGACGGCACGCACCGAGGAGACAGCACAGCUCUUCGUUCGUCAUAUCAUUUCACAGCAUGGCAUCCCAACCACACUCAUUUCCGACCGAGACCCCAAGUUCACCAGCAAGUUCUGGAAGGAACUCAUGUCUCUACUCGGCACCAAACUCGCCAUGUCAUCCGCAUACCAUCCGCAGACAGACGGACAGACCGAGCGCCUUAACCAGAUUGUGGAGCAACUCCUCCGAGCAGCCUGCAAAGACGACAUCUCCAAAUGGGACUUGCACCUGCCCGUACUAGAGUUUGCUUACAACAAUGCUUCCAUGUCCAGCUUCUGAAGCCCUACCGGGAUCCGAACA